Molecule: messenger RNA, 2151 nt
Organism: Harpegnathos saltator (Jerdon's jumping ant)
Lineage: Eukaryota; Metazoa; Arthropoda; Insecta; Hymenoptera; Formicidae
Product: beta-galactosidase
Exons: 10
Coding region: 97-1989 (630 amino acids)
Biological process (GO): carbohydrate metabolic process
Molecular function (GO): beta-galactosidase activity
Source: RefSeq, a predicted model, not a curated record
AAGCUGAAGAAGCGUCAGUGACGCGCGAGCGUGGAAAGUGAAUGAAGCAACUGACGGCUGAGACGUGACGCGCGAGGAUCACAGCUCGUCCGAAAAAUGUGGCCGCUCGCGCUCGUGACAACCUUGGCAUUGAGUGGCGCCGUGGCGGAGACAGUGAAUCUACGCCAAGACGACACGCAAUACAGUUUCGCGGUCGACUACGACAACAAUCAGUUCCUGCUGGACGGGAAACCCUUCCGCUACGUUUCCGGUAGUUUCCAUUACUUCCGCGCUCCCAGGCAGUACUGGAGGGACCGUCUAAGAAAAAUGAGGGCCGCGGGACUCAACGCAGUCUCCACCUACGUCGAAUGGAGCCUUCACGAGCCAGAACGAGGCCAGUUUAAUUGGUCCGGUGACGCGGAUAUAGUAGAAUUCUUAAGCAUCGCCGAGCAGGAAGAUCUGCUCGUAUUGUUGCGGCCGGGGCCUUACAUCUGCGCGGAAAGGGACUUGGGUGGUUUGCCGUACUGGAUGCUUCGGGACGCGCCGGAUAUAAAAUUGCGCACGAAGGACGCACAUUUCGUGGGGAGCGCUGCGCUUUACUUGACUAAACUGCUAGACAAGAUAGAGCCAUUUCUCCGAGGCAACGGAGGACCUAUCAUCAUGGUUCAGGUGGAGAACGAGUACGGGAGCUUCAACGCCUGCAACGCGGAGUACCUGAGGAUCCUGAAGAGGCUCUUCCUCGACAAGAUCGGCGACAAAGCUCUUCUGUACACGACCGACGGCACGUCCGAGUCGAUGCUUCGUUGCGGCACUGUACCAGGCGUAUUCGCCACCGUCGACUUCGGCUCGGGUGGCAACGUCACCAAGGCUUUCGAGCCUUUGCGAGCCAAGCAGCCGAAAGGUCCGCUGGUGAACUCCGAGUUCUAUCCGGGAUGGCUGACGCACUGGGGAGAAUCCUUUCAGAGGGUGAAGACCGGAGUCGUCGUGCAGACGUUGAAGGAUAUGCUCGACAUAGGCGCCUCCGUCAACAUCUACAUGUUCUUCGGCGGCACGAACUUUGGUCUCACUUCCGGCGCUAACGGCGGUUACAAUGAGUUUAAGCCGCAGAUAACUUCUUACGAUUACGACGCUCCUUUGAGCGAGGCCGGAGAUCCGACGGACAAGUACUUCGCUAUAAGAAACGCCAUCGGCCAGUACUUGCCGUUGCCCAAUAUAUCUCAACCAGCCGCGUCUCCGAAAGGCAACUACGGCCCGGUGCUGUUGGAACCGAUCUCGAAGCUGCUCGACGACGACGACGACGACGACGAUCUGUUCGUCAUGAGCCGCUCGACCGCCGACUUCCCCAAGACCUUCGAGGCGCUGUCCGUCGACCAGGGUCUCGUGCUCUACGAGGCGAAACUCCCGUCCUCCAUCCCGGACGAGUACACCUUGAACGCGAAGAUCAAGGAUAGGGGGCUGGUGUACGUGAACAAGCAAUUGUACGGCGUUCUCAGCCGCACGGACAAGAAGUUUACGCUGCCGCUGAAGAAGUCUUACGGCGAUCACCUGCGUAUACUGGUGGAGAACCAAGGACGCUUGAAUUACGGCAACGAACUUCGGGACUUCAAGGGUGUGUCGGAUGUAACUAUCGACGGGAUCGAAGUGAUAUCAUGGAACAUGACGGGCUACAGCUUCCCCGACGUGUCCAUUCUUCGGGGUAAGGAGAGCAUAUCGACAGAUGAUGCAGACAACGGGACUCUGAAGAGCAGCCCAUUAUUCCUGCGCGGACGCUUCUCGGUCGCGGGACAGCCGUUGGACACGUUCCUGGAUACUACCGGCUGGGGGAAAGGAAUGGCCUUUGUGAACGGCCACAACCUCGGCAGGUACUGGCCGUCAGUCGGCCCGCAGAUCACCCUGUAUGUGCCGGCACCGUACCUGCGUCCGGGGGACAACGAGCUGAUCGUGCUGGAAUUCGAACAUGUGUCCCCGACGAGGAAAAUGAAGUUCCAGUCUGUACCGAACUUCGGUUGAACCGCUUAGGUUCCCGAAUUUGCGCGCGCAAUCUCGGUGACAGGACUGAACACGAACGCGCAGACGGAGAGCCCCCCAGUCAGCGCGCCAAUAUAUAUAACGCGUCAGUGUAUGUAACAAUUGUGAAUUCUGAAAUUAUACCUCAUGCAACGUGAAAGUUGA